Molecule: messenger RNA, 1686 nt
Organism: Paramecium pentaurelia
Lineage: Eukaryota; Ciliophora; Oligohymenophorea; Peniculida; Parameciidae
Source: the annotation of a GenBank genome assembly
AAUGAAGUGGACACUGAUUAUAGUGGCUAUUUGCAUGUAUUCAUUACAUGCAAAUUCAGAUCUUGAUACUGUCAAACAACUGUUGACAGAUUUGAAAACCAAUGUGUAAUUAGAUAUCGAAGCCUUGGAUGCAGCUUGGGAAUUGCAUAAGAAAAAUAAGCAAUCAAUAAUCGACGCCUUAGGUUUUUCAGCAUCAGAGUAAGGAAGUGAAUGUGCAAAGAAAGAUGAAGAUGUUUAAAGCAAAUAGAGGGAUAUCAAAAUAACUAAUGAUUUUGUAGCUUGGAUGUAAAAAAGAUAGGGAUUGAAUUCUUAAAGAUUAGGUGUUUUGGAAGUUAAUAGGUAUAUAAAUCAUCUAUCAAUAGAUGUUAAGCAAGCAACAAUUAUGUACAUGAUAUCAAGAAUUACAAAAUUGCAUUAGCAUUAGUCAAAUUUUUGAGAGAAUAAUUAGACAAACUUGAUUCUAAUGCAACACCUGCCUAAAAAUAAGAAUUUUUAUAAAAAGUACACAAAUUCGUGUAAAUCUAUCAAACAGGCAAACUCUUAACAAUGGUUGAAUAAAUUUAAAUGAACUAAGAUGGUUCUUAUGUAUUACCAACCAUUGAAGGUGAAGAAUAAGAUCUUAAUGAAUUUGCACUUACUCAAACACGAGGAAAAAGAAACGCUAACAAAGUGCUCCUUCAAUAAUAAUAGACUACUGUCAUAGCAUCAGGUGAUGAAGAUGAUAAGGCUGAUAGUGCAGUUGUCCUUAUUCCUAGUCAAUGUGAUGAUUCUAUUAAUACAGUUAUUGUUGUUUAAAAUGAUGAUGGCACAGGUGGAGAUGAUGAUUUACAUAUUAAAUUCACUAAUGGUGGCUCAGGAGGUUAAGGAGGAUCUUCAAAACCAAAGCCAUAACCAAAACCAUAACCUAAACCAUAACCAUAAGAAGAAGAUGACACAGAAGAAGAAGCAGAAAAUGAAGAGGAAGUUUCAGAAGAAGAAGAUGGAUAACAUACUGAUGAACCUACUGGAGAGGAAGAAUCUGAAGAAGAUAAUAAAACUGAUGUUGAACCUACUAAUCCAACAAGUGAAGAAGGUACUCAUGAUGAUAAUGGUGAUGAUGAUAAUGGUAAUAAUGAUAAUGGUGAUGAUAAUGGUAAUGAUGAUAAUGGUGAUGAUGAUAACAAAGGAGAUUCAAACUAAUCUAAUAAUGACAAUAAUGGUAAAAAAUAAACAGAAGAAGAGGAAGAUUUAAGUGUAUAAUUAUUAUUUUAAUCUACACUAGGAUAUCAGAAAAGUAUUAGAUGCAAUUGAAAAGCAUUCCAAAAAAUCAUUAGAUUUAGAAUAAGAAGAUGAAGUUAGAAGUUCCAUGAUUUAUAUUGACUUUAAAUUGCAUAUUGAAUUAGAAAAUCAAUACUUUGAUAAAUAAAUUGCAGGAGAAAAAGAAAAUCUAGUAUUCAUUUAAUUAAUAUUAGAUCAAACUUACAAAUCAAUUAACUAGCAGAGUUGGAAUUGCUAGACAAUGUAAUGCUAGACUUAAGCAAAUCAGAAUAGCUUAUUAAGUUAGCUAAGAUGUAAUUUUAUCAAAUAUAUAUUCUUAGGAUUACAAUUAUUCUUAUUAACAUUACUUGGAACUUAGAAAGCAAAAGGAGGAGGAACUUGCAACCUUUGAUGACAUAUAUAGAAUUUAUACCUCUUAGGUUGUUUGAA